Messenger RNA from Pelmatolapia mariae (spotted tilapia), 813 nucleotides. Its product is annotated as HMG box-containing protein 4-like. Bases 157 to 681 code for a protein of 174 amino acids. Lineage: Eukaryota; Metazoa; Chordata; Actinopteri; Cichliformes; Cichlidae. The record is from RefSeq and is a predicted model, not a curated record. The transcript has 5 exons.
CCUCAUGGAGCAGACGUCUCAGGCUUCCUCCAUGAAUAUCCAGUCUGUGUGUCACAGGACAGAUGGACAGUGAGAGGAGAAGAGCGUAUCCAAGAAAACUUGUUGCAUCCAUGUUUUAAUGCAGAGGGAAACAUUAGUCUGAGGAGUCCAGGUCCCAUGAUGGAGUACUUGGUGUAUCUUAAUAGCCAGCAUUAUGGGGCAGAUUGUCCCAGUAACGGACCUGCCAGCCCCUCUGUCUCUCCAGUAGGCAACUGGCCUCAUCACUCUACACCCAUUCCUAGUUCACUGACAGCCAUUUCUACUACUGUUAGCUCCACGAUGACUAGCUUCAUGACUGAUUCAUGUAGUCCCAUUGGUUUUAUAUGUGGUGUCACCACUUCAGCCAAAGACCCUCUAAUGUCCACCCCCAAGAGUCUCUGCUGCUCUGACCAGGAUCCUGCCAGUGCUGCAGCUUACCUUCACCUCCUGGGAGAAUCGUUAUCCCUGAUUGGACACCAUCUCCAGGAGACAGAUAAAAAGGUGUGUAUGUCGAGUAGUUUGUCUCUACUCUUGGACUCUCUAUUGUGUGCUAUGGCUCCACUUACCGGCCUCACUAUGCACAUACCAGAGCUGAGGAGCUGCACACAACACACACUGGCCUCCACCUUGGAUAACAUUGCGUAUGUGAUGCCUGGCCUGUGAGUAAAAGGAGACCCCUACUGGCUCUCAACAGCAAUGAUAACCUGAAAAACAUUUUUCUGUUAGUUGAUACUUGAAAAGUAAGAGUUUUUCUGUUAUGAGAAUUUGCCUGCACUUUGAACUUUGAAGUGAACU